AUGUCGGAUGAUUUCUCUGCCAAAUACACAAAUUCAAAUCUGGCACUUGAUGCUUUACCCUUUGAUUCAUCCCUCUUUCGCGGGUGGCGACUUCGGCUCCAGGAUGUCGAGCCACCGUUGAGUCCCGGCCUCACGUUGGCGGUUUUGAGGAGAGGCGAUGUGGUCCCCGCGCUCAUCGGUGACACAUUGAGCGAACAGCCCGGCACUGAUGCCGAAAUCUUUUCUUCGGUCAGAGAGGCCAUCACUCUAGUUGCCCCCUUUGUUGGCUUGCCAAAUGUCAUGCCGGCUUCAUUUGGGGUGGUGGCAGAGCUCAAUAAGCGUCAAGUUCAGAAUCUCCAAAUCACUCCCAGGCAAGUCGAUCGGGAAACCAUCAAGCUUGGAAAGUGGUGGUUGGAAAUGAAUGCAAGGGUAUAUCGCGGCGUAGGCAACUCUGAAGUCGGAAUGAUGAUCCGCGAAUUUUUCCCUGAUCUAUCGUUUUGGGCAAACACGACAAUCUUUGGGUAUCUCCUUGGGGGAGGUAACGUCUUCCCUCUCAAAGAGGCAGAACUAGUAGUUGCAGCGGCAAUCAUCGCUUUAGGAGCAACUCGGCAAGCCCGAAGUCACUGUAAGGCCGCCAUUCAACUGGGGAACUCGUUUCAUAACCUUGAUGCAAUACUUGGUAUCGGGAAAGAGAUGUCACAUUGGAGUGGACAUCGACUUCCGCAGAAAGUCGAUCUCCCCAAGCUCGUAAAUGAGCUCGAAGCGUUGAUGAAUUGA
Cladophialophora psammophila CBS 110553 is the source of this 756-nucleotide messenger RNA. RefSeq lists its product as uncharacterized. Lineage: Eukaryota; Fungi; Ascomycota; Eurotiomycetes; Chaetothyriales; Herpotrichiellaceae. The transcript is spliced from 4 exons. The record is from RefSeq and is a predicted model, not a curated record. The coding region runs from base 1 to 756 and encodes 251 amino acids.